CGCUGGAGACUGUCGUAUUCGGUCGCUGACGUCAUUUUCAGGCGACACGCUGCGUUAGUUUAAGCAGGUCUAUCAAGGAUGUCAAUCGACAAUUUGAAGUCCGUCGAUGUUGAUAAAACAUGUCGUUUAUGCAAAGAAAGUCUGUUGGUUAGAGGGGUGAUAACGAAUACAAGAAUUCUGUUCAGCCUAAACGCCAAAGUGAAACCGUUGCACGAACGGUUCCGAGACAUUGGAGUUAUUCUCCCUCAAAGACCAGGUGUAUGCUCCAGAAGGAUUUGCGCCAAAUGCUACCGAACAUUUGUGGGAGUUGAAGAGGCUGUAGCUGUUUUAAAAACAUGGAAAGCGGAACAGAAAACACAAGAGAAUGACCUAUACAUCAAAUCCAAAAUGUUUAGAGAGAUGGGGUGCCAGACCAAGGUGAUGACUUUCGACGCUGAGUGCCAGACUGAGCCGAGUGAAAACGACUUGCAGUGGCAGACUUCCUCAGCUGACUCGAUGCAGUCCCACAAGAAACCAUCUAGAAGACGCAAGGGUUCUCCUUCCACAUUAUAUGAUGAUUGUGACUGGAAAUCCCCUGUUAAAAUGGAGAACCAGUCAGAUUGCCAGGCAGAGUUUGGGCAACACAAGAGAAGCAAGCAUGUUGUAAACACACAGUUAAAAGAUCACUUGCGGAUCUCCCAUGACAAGAUGAUGGAAACCACUGGCGGAUAUGGAACAACAGUUUGUUCAGAAUUUGAUAAGGAGUGUGAAUCAUUGCAUGGGCAACUACAAGUUAAGGUGGAGACAGAAGAAGUUCACAUACAAGAUGUCCACCACGCAUUUAUGGAAAUUAAGCCUGUUAAAGUAAAAGAGGAGCCUGAUGACUGCCCUUCUUCCUCCACAUCCAAUAUAUAUGGAGUCAUUGAGCAGGCACUGCCUUCACCAGGACAUUUAAAACAGGAGGAAGAGGAGCCUGAAGCUGUCACCCAGUAUGAAGACAUUGUAAAAGUUGUUGUAAAGCAGGAAGAUGAAAAGUUGAUUUUGGUUAAAGAAGAAGAUAAAAUAUCAGAAUUUUAAGACCCUUGGACUCUUUCUUACAAAAAAAUGAAGUUGAAAACAUGAAAAUGUUGAUCUAAAGCUGAAUGAA
Lampris incognitus (smalleye Pacific opah) is the source of this 1126-nucleotide messenger RNA. RefSeq lists its product as uncharacterized. The record is from RefSeq and is a predicted model, not a curated record. The transcript has 6 exons. Lineage: Eukaryota; Metazoa; Chordata; Actinopteri; Lampriformes; Lampridae. The coding region runs from base 79 to 1056 and encodes 325 amino acids.